Messenger RNA from Suillus paluster, 1449 nucleotides. Its product is annotated as major facilitator superfamily domain-containing protein. The record is from RefSeq and is a predicted model, not a curated record. Gene Ontology annotation, molecular function: transmembrane transporter activity. Lineage: Eukaryota; Fungi; Basidiomycota; Agaricomycetes; Boletales; Suillaceae. Bases 1 to 1323 code for a protein of 440 amino acids. Gene Ontology annotation, cellular component: fungal-type vacuole membrane. Gene Ontology annotation, biological process: transmembrane transport. The transcript has 14 exons.
AUGAAGUCUACGAUCCAUGAUACGUUCACGACGAACGAUAAGUUGGAUGAUCCGGAACAGCUAGGACAUACGCAGUCGUAUAAUUCCCCAACACCUUGUUCAGAAUCUGACCCUCCGGAUGGCGGGUUUCGAGCAUGGGCGACUGCCUUUGGGUGUUUCCUGAUACAAUUUUGUGGUUUCGGAUACGUAGCGUCUUUCGGAGCUUAUCAAGAUUUUUACACACGAAUCUAUCUGACCAACGAACCACCAUCUGCAAUAUCAUGGAUUGGUGCAUUGACCACGUUCUUUGCAAUCAAUGUCACUUUGAUCUCAGGUCCGCUGUACGACAGAGGGUGGUUCUACCAACUGAUGAUUGUUGGGUCGUUGCUUCAAUCACUGUCCUUGUUCAUGUUAUCCCUCGCCAAGCCUGGUCAGUUCUAUUUGAUUUUUAUGGUACAAGGUGUCCUUGCUGGGAUUGGAAUAGGCCUGAAGUAUGGCAUCAGUAUCGCGGUCAUCUCUCAGCACUUCUCAAAAAGACGCACAUUGGUAAUGUCUCUCGUCACAUCCGGCUCACCACUUGGUGCCAUGAUUCAUCCGAUCAUGCUCAAUCACCUUUUGAAUGGCACUGUUGGUUUUGCAAACGGCGUCCGUGCCAGUGCGGGUUUUGUUAGUGUCCUGUUAUUGAUCGCCUGCCUAUCCAUGCGUACAAGAGAGCUGCCAGCUCCCACUGUCAGCUACAGUGCAGUGGCACGAAAAUGCUCUCGUGAGGUUCUCUUCAUCCUCAUGACCGUUGGGUCAACGGUAUUCCAGAUCGGGUUUUACUUCCCUUUAUUUUACAUUCAACUGGAUUCUGUUAAACAUGGGAUUGAUGUCAAUUUCUCGUUCUACUCCCUUGUGAUCAUGAAUGCUGCUUGUGUCAUUGGACGCUGCACGGCAGGAAUAAUUUCAGCGCAUACGGGGGUAUUAAAUUUUACGAUCGCAUCCACUGUCGCAUGCAGUGCCGCCAUCAUAUCCAUGAUAGCCCUGAGUAACAUAGCUAGUGUGGUUGUGUUGGGACUUGUAUAUGGCUACUUUUCUGGAGUUUUCAUCGCGCUCUUGGUCCCAUUGCUAACUGUAUUGACACCUGACAUGUCCGAGCUAGGGGCGCGAAUGGGCAUAUGCUUUACUAUAACUGCCUUCGGUGGAUUACUCAGUGGCCCAAUAUCAGGCGUUUUGCUUUCAUCUCAAUAUAGGUGGUGGAUACCAUCGCUUUUCUGCGGGCUCAUCUGUCUUGCCGGAAGUUCGAUAUAUGUGGUGAUGCGCUUGAUCAUAUAUCGACGAGGAAUAAACGGAAGUCAUACAUAGCUGAGCGCGAGGUUAACCACUUGUUCCGGGUGGUUUCGUUGAGGUCGGCAUAUACUGAAUUAGAUGCAAAUAUGUGUAUGAUGUACACUUGAAGUAUUGGCGGCUGAUCACGCCUAGGUCAACGCU